Symbiodinium sp. CCMP2592 is the source of this 3321-nucleotide messenger RNA. Lineage: Eukaryota; Dinophyceae; Suessiales; Symbiodiniaceae. The record is from the annotation of a GenBank genome assembly.
AUGGCGGCUCCAUUGACCAAGGAUGCUGUGAUUAAGAAGCUGAAUGCCGAAGUGAAGAAGAUGUUUGUGCCAACGGACCUAGCAGACCCGAAGUCUGGCAUGCAUGUCCUGGAUUACUUCUUGGGAUUGGACAGUGUGGCAUGGGAGCAGAGCAUGCAAGAGCUCGGCGUGCGCUUGCAGAUGCUGGGGUGGACACAAGAGGUGGAGGUCACACAUGUGCCAAUGGCCACCACAUCCGUCGACUUCAAUGGCAAUGUAACGCUUUUGUCAUUGAGCUGCAUGAGAGGCAGGCCAAAGUUGGUGAAUGUCGUGGAGACCUUCCGGAACUUCCUGGACUCCACUUACGACAGCAAGCGCUCCCCUAUUGUGGUAGUGCCGGCUGGCAGCACAGGACAAGCUGUGACAGCUCGCUCCUUCCAUGUGACCAUCGGCAUGACGCGGAGUCUUGCGUGCAAGCUGCUGUGCACCCUGGCUCAGAAUGUGUUAUCAGAAGCCGAACUGGCGCUGGUCCAGUCGGAGGUGGCAUCGUGCUACCAAAUCCGAUGUGUGAUGAAUGCUCCAGUUGCUCCCUCUGAUGUCUUCGCAAGUUCGGUCCGUGCCAAGUUCAUAGUAUCUGAGUCUACGAGGCCAGAUAUUCUUCAGCUCUACGCUGGACUGCAGGCAAACUUCUCUUUGCAGGGCCUGCUAUAUCAGGAUUGCAUCGCCAAGUUCAUCGCCAGCUUCAAUGCACGCUCUUCUGUGGACGCUGCAAAGCUCUCCGAGGGAGAGGUGAAGAUGCUCCUCAUGUUGCCCUCUCAGGAGACGCUCUUCGUGGAGUCGCUCUCGGGGCACUGGGACCAGUUCAAGAAGGAGGACUCCGGCAUCACAAUGAAGACAUUGCUGAACAAUGUCGGCCGCACAAAGCCCAAAGAUGCCAGGGUGCCAGGGCUUUGGCAGACGGUGUUUGCCCCCAGCGCCAAGAAGAAUACCUACUUUGUUCUUCGUGAGAUAGCAGUCUUUGUCAAAGCUCUGCAGCAAGCCACCAACUCCUUGAAGAAGGGGGGGACUUUCAAUCUGCGGCAACGUGCAGCACGCUUGCGAGACCAGAGCCCGGACAUCGGCUAUGACAUUGUCUGCUGCUGGGCUCACUGGGAAGAUGACUUCCGGAAGGCCCUUGGUGCCAAGUACGAUGAGACCUUCAACAAGUUUCUUGCAGGAGCCUUUGACAAGGAGUUCAAUGAGAAGGUCAAGACUCAGGAUGGCGCCCUUGUCCUGGAUGACUGGCGUUUCCUGUCCAUCUUGCAGGGGACAGAGACGACAGUGAGGAGCUUCGAGUUGAAGCAAGCUGAAGCUGAUCAGGCAGCUGAGCGUGCGAAGUAUUCCGCAUGGGAGGCCGCUGUCCUCAAAGAGCAGCAGCUCUUUCAGGAGUACUGCGGGAAGCUGCGGGCGCAUGAAGCGAGAAGGCAAGCUGAUGAGCGGUCUUUCUGGCUGGAGGAUGCAGAGUCCUUUGAGCAGGCCUGCUCCCAGUACAUGGAAGCCUGGGUGCCAGUGGCUGGCCCCAUGAAUCCUGAGUUUGUGACUGCACAGUCGCGUGUCAUGCUCAAUGAGUUCGCUUUGCGGCAAGGCGUCCAGGCAGAUGCUGUGGUCAGCCUGCUCAUUGCAGAUCUGACCAAACUGGGGUCAGCCUUCUCGAAGCACUUGACCAACAUUGUAAAAUUCGUGGCGGACCACGUCCAAGCCGACCCCGCGAAUGCAGCAGCUUUGGUGCUUCCUCCCAACACUGGUUGUUGGGGGUCCACCCAUGAUGAAUCGGAGAUUGACAAGGCGUGCAGCGACGUUGAGUCUUCGCUGAAGAUGGAGCAUGGGGCUCUUACGGUUCGCAAGCUCAGCCUGACCCUGUCUGAGUCAAGCCUUGCUGCACAAAGCAGGCGGUGCGGAUAUCAUGAAGCCUUCUUUUGUGUGAGCACGGUGAAAAAUGGAGAUGGGGAUAUCUUGAGUAACUGGGCCAAGUCAGCCACCUUCUACCGCCGCACAAUCUCCGAUAUCCCCGUUUCAAGCUAUGCAGACUACAUCGUUCCAGACCUCUCUGCCAUCCAUGGGUGCACAUCAAAGUCGCAACGGCUGAAACAAGCCUUGGGUGGGGAAGGUUUCUACUUGAAGCUUCUGUCCAAGCUCCGACAAGGCUUGCCAUCGAAGGACCUCAGCAUCAUCAAGGCUCGGACGUUGUCUUCCUUGGAGCCACAUGCCACUCCUACCAUGGUUGCUUCGGUCAUUUGGGCACGGGACGACAGUGGCGCAGACCGGCGGAACCAGCUCCUGGAGUGGCUGACUGUGAAGUUCAAGCGGAGCAUGCACGACCUUCUGAAGGAGCGGCCAGACAUCCUGGCGCAGUAUGGGUACAAGCCAAAGAAGCUCGAGGUGACAAGCCUGCCAUCCUACAAGGACGACGACUUCAUUUGGACGAUACCUGUGGUCGAGGAAGGGAAACAUUUCCUGCCAAUGAGAGCCGACAAGCUGCAAGAAUUCCAGAAAUCCUUGAAUGUGAGCCAAGAGAUGAUGGCCACAGCUGUUCUCGAGCACAACAAGAAGUUCAACCCUGCCGGCCAUGCGUGGACUCCCACAAAGAAGCGCACAGCUGAGCAUGCUGACCUCAACAAGGGCGAGGCAUUGGACCUGUCAGCAUCUGGCAAGGUGGAGGACCUGGACCAGCCUGUGGUGACAAUUGUGCCAGAAGGGGCGACCAACUUCAAAGUGCUGGUGGACAGCAAACGGCAGGUGUGGCUGCAAGCCACGAGUGAUGGCGAAGUUUCCGUGCACCAGCCCCUGAUGUUGGCUUGGGGCUCCUAUGUUACUGGAGCUGAUGUGGAAGCUCGUGUUCAGGCGAAGGCCUCUUUGACGACGAUGGCAUUCCAAUCCGCAGAUGCCAUGGCCUACUGCUUCCAUGAAGCUUUGGAGAAGUUGUCACCUCCAUUUGUGGGCAAGUGCUGCAGCAUCAAGGAGUUUCUCGAGUACCUGGAGACGAAGGGUGUCAUCAAGCCGUUCUUCGUCAGCCAUGAGCUCAAAGUUUCCAACAGUGAUCCGAAGUUCGCUCUGAGCACCACAGAGAGUUGUGCCUUUGAGAAGAAGACACUGCCUGCAAAUCAGCAGGCAAAUUUCAGCAAUGCUUUGAGCAUGUUGGACCUGGAGGCCCUGGGUAAGGAGCAGACUCCGAAUGUGUCUGUUUCCCAUCGCCUCAAAUACCUAGACAACAAGCAGCAAACUGGCAUUUAUCCUCAAAAACCGGGCCUCUUCUUGAAGAAAAGGCUCCUGAUUGCCAGUGGCAAGCUGUACAGGCUGGUGUAG